GCAUCCACACAUUUCACCAGAUCGUGUGUUCUCCACAAGUUCAACACACAGUUUUCAAACUCUGCACAUAAAUUUCACCACCAACCCACUUUCCUUCACAAACUAAGAAUUUGAGCCAGAGAAUUGUCAAGAGAUUUUGUGGGGAAGAAAGGCUACACAUUUAUUAACCAUGUCAAUGGCAUCCGUAUCUAGCGCUAGUUUUUGUUACAGCAAAUCAAGAAUCGGAGGGGUCAAGCCAAAUAUUGCAGCUGCGAGGCCAAGGAGUUUGGUGGUGGUGAGAGCAGAAGCUCAAGCUAUAAACCCUGAAAUUAGAAAGACUGAAGAGAAGGUGGUGGACUCUGUUAUGGUUGCUGAACUCUCCAAGCCACUCACUGCUUAUUGCAGAUGCUGGAGGUCAGGGACUUUCCCUCUGUGUGAUGGAAGCCAUGUAAAGCACAACAAAGCUACUGGAGACAAUGUUGGACCUUUGCUCUUGAAAAAGCAGAAAGAGUAACUCUGUAAUUUCUCUUCAUUUAGAUUUUGUGUUUGUCAUGUUGAAGAUUUCUUGCUCUUCUAUGAAAUGGUGUUUUCGAGUUCCUUUGGAUUGAGUUGAGCUCUCUAGUUCGAGUUGCAUAAAACUUAAGGUGAUAACAAUUUCUUACAUGUUAUGUUAAAUGGCCUUGUUCGCUUGUGGCAUGCCUAACUAGGCUUUGAUUGUUGCUUCUACUCCAUAGAGGAGGCCUAUAUAAGACUUGGUGGUUGAUAACAAUUUUUUUUUAA
Molecule: messenger RNA, 759 nt
Organism: Populus nigra (black poplar)
Lineage: Eukaryota; Viridiplantae; Streptophyta; Magnoliopsida; Malpighiales; Salicaceae
Product: CDGSH iron-sulfur domain-containing protein NEET-like
Exons: 2
Coding region: 170-493 (107 amino acids)
Biological process (GO): regulation of autophagy
Cellular component (GO): intracellular membrane-bounded organelle; mitochondrial outer membrane
Molecular function (GO): 2 iron, 2 sulfur cluster binding
Source: RefSeq, a predicted model, not a curated record